Molecule: messenger RNA, 3660 nt
Organism: Physcomitrium patens
Lineage: Eukaryota; Viridiplantae; Streptophyta; Bryopsida; Funariales; Funariaceae
Source: RefSeq, a predicted model, not a curated record
CCUGCUUGCACUCCCUGCUCGGUGUAAAAGCCCCAUUGCUCCUUCACCUCUAUGUUCCACGUCUCUGUUUGAAUUCUCUCCCAAACUCUCUCUCCCUUCCUCUCCCCCUCUUCACUCCUGUCUGUCUCCGGUGCCCCUUCUAUUUUCAUCUCCGCCUCACCUCUUUAUUUCUUCCUCGCAUUCUCCUCCUCAUUAUGCACGGAACUGUCUCUCUAGGUUCUCCUUCCUCCGAGUCUCUGACAUUGGCGUGAAUCUUCAUCGCGCUUCUUCUCCUUCUGUAUGCUGCUGUGUGUCGAGCUCUCCUGUGUUGUUUGGAAUUGGAGGGAGUUGGUGGUAUUGUGUGAGGCUUGGUUUAGGUAUUCUCUCACCAGGUCAAUGUAGGUUUCCAGUGGUGUGUUGUACUCAGGUAAGUUGAUAGCGGUUCGCCCUCCCUACUUUUUAGUCUCCUUCUCCUUCUACUCUACCUCCUCUAUUCGUUUUACGUCGAACUAUCAAUCACCAGAUUUUUCAACACGUUCAAUUACCUGCUGCAAGGCUGAUUUGGUCCGGACCGCACAGUCCGAGUCCUGCCUGUCACGUGCUCAGUCAAUGCUGUUAGUGGGGAAGCUGAACCACUGCCUGGUUACCACGGUUUCUGCGCCGUUCUCUCCUCCACCGUCUUUCUGAGAAUUCCGUCCUGAACGCGAUAUCAUUCUCGUACUUUUGAGCUGCAGUUAUUGAUCUGCUCAAUUUUCGAGCGCGCCAAUCUGUCUAACCUUCAAUUCUAAGAAGUUCGUAAUUUCAGGCGUGAGUAUCGGGCGUCCAGGUGGCUAUUCCAAAGCGCUCAGAUUAGAGAAGAGACUGCUAACAAUCGACUGGUGUUUCCAGAUCAUGGUGCAAAUAGCGAAUUGUAGUAACAAAAGGUUCUGCUGAUGUAGUACUUCUCAUGUUCUGUGCGGCUGAUCUGUCUCAUCGGUUUCAUAAUCAGCCAAUGCACUGAGGGUAGAAAUGGCCCCGGGUCACAGGAUGGAGGGAGAGGUCGAAUCCGUUGCGGUUUACUCUAUCAUCGAACCAAGAUAUGAGUACUGCGCUCCGAAGUACUAUGACUUUUCUUAUGAAGAAACUGAAGAAGAUAUUGUCUUAGCCGAGAGCUGGUUCAACAAUGCCAUUCCUUACGAAGCUUCACCGCAUGCUUCGAAAACAAAAUCAGUCGCCGAGCUGAUUACUGCGGCGGAAAAUUCUGGUCAGAAUAGCGACAAUGGAGCCCAACAGAUAUUGGCUCACGUGUCACCUUCGCCGAAGCAGGCAAUUAAGCAGGGCGAUACGAACACUGAGCACCAGUCUUCCGACCUAGAAGAGGCACUGGUAGAUCUAAACGUUGCACGUGAAGUCGAUGUCGUGGCCGAUCCUUGCACUCCAGCUCGUCAGCAUGUAUCUCAUGGAUUCAGUGUUGCUGUGAGCCCUAUUCAGGCAUUAGUCACCUCUCCCCUACCUGCCAAGCGACUGUACUCUGAGGCUUGGUCUGCGAGUGCAACUACCCAGACACAGAAGCCCAGAACAACUCCGAAAAGAUCCUCAGCUGUCAGGCGAUCCUACAACUCUAAAAGAAAUAAGGCGGCGGUGAGGGAGGCCAAUGCACUGGAAGAGACUAGGGCGAGGAAGAAACAAAAACUUGACGGGGGAAGGCUGAAGCAGAUCCAAGUCGUAAAGCCUAGCACUCAAGACGAGAAACCGAAGAACCAAAUUGCAUUGACGGUCCCUCAAGAAUUUCGGUUCUGUACGGACGCAAGAGCGCAUGGAGACCACUCUACUGGCAAGGUGCUGCAAAGAUGUAUCUCUGUGCAAAUGGCUAGAGAAGCUUCUCCUUUCGUUUCAAUGGCAGAGCGCGUUCAAAGGUUUCAGCAAAAGACCCCCGAGCGGUUUCACAUGCUGCCCGCCACAAUCAGUUGCUCUCAAUUGGCGGAUUUCGAGAAGCCCAAGCUGAAGCUCACCAGGCCUAAAACCCCUGAGUUGGGGACGAUGCAGAGGACUCGUCCAUCAAAAAUGAAGAGCACAGCUGAAAUCGAGGAGGAGAUGAUUGCUAACUUACCGAAGUUUAAAGCCCGUCCGCUGCCUAAAAAGAUUCUGGAGGCACCAACUCUACCGUUUGCACAGAAAUCUACUCCCCAGGUUCCUGAAUUCCAGGAGUUCCACCUUCAUACCAUGGAACGAGCUCAGCAGAAUCCCAAACAUGCUUUCUUGAUGUUGACAUCCUCGCAAGAUGCCCAAACUGACUCGGCUGUCGCACGCAAGGAGAGGAGGAACUCUGCUCCUGGAGGGUCAACAGGCUCCCUCGCUGACGUGCGGCCGCCACGACUUCAAACAGCUCUACGAGCACGGCCAAUAUCUGUCAAAAGCACGGAAGAAAUUGAGGCCGAGCAGCUUGCGAAAAUCCCAAAGUUUAAAGCUCGUCCACUAAACAAAAGGAUAUUCAAAAGUAAAGGUGACUUGGGACUUCUCCGUAACCAUAAGCGUCAAGUCACCAUGCCAGUGGAGUUCCGAUUUCAAACUGGUCAACGGGCCCAAGUCCGCUGUCCUAAUCUACCCCUGCAAGAUUUCGAAAAGCUGACUCUGAAUCGGGAGCCUACCUCCGAAGCUGUCAAGCCUACGAGACCUCCGAAACCGUUCCAUCUCGCUACCGAUGACCGUGGUCUAGCCAAGAAGAUGAAGAUGAUUCAGGAGCAAAUAGAGAGAGAUCAGAAGGAGGCCGAAGCUCGAAUCCCGAAGGCUCAACCGCUGCCAUAUACCACCAAAUCUCCAAUUAUUCCGCACAAACCAACUCCAAAGACAUGCACCAAACCUGUUCCGUUUCAGCUAGUGAGCCUUUCUAGACACGAGGAGGAGCAGCAGCGGCGUGCAGCUGAACGGGCGCAAGCGGAGCGUUUGGAAGCCUUGCUGAAGGAGUUCCGGGCUCAGCCAAAUCUCUCCAAUGCCCCAGUCUUCAUGCCAAUCAGAUCCAACAAGCCUUUAACGGAGAUUUACGAAUUUAAGUUCAACGUCGAUACUCGAGCAGUUGAACGUGCUGAAUUCGACAAAAAGGUGGCAGAGAAGCAGGAGAUGUACAAACACUACCGUGAGGAAUAUGAGGCUGCUAGGAAGGCUGAAGAAGAGAAGUUCAUUAAAGCAAUGCGCAGAGAAAUGGUUGUGGUUGCCCGACCCGUACCCAAGUUCGAUAGACCAUUUGUCCCACAAAGGUCGAACAAGGAACCGACCAGGCCUGUGUCUCCCAAAUUUAAUCUAAAAACGCCAAGAACAGAUGUAAGAUCAUCUCGUUCAUGCGGUCAAGAAACACCUGUCACGCAAAGGAGGAUAAUGAUGCGGUAGUAUCGUGCACUUGAGAUGGAAACAAGACGUAGUCAUUCUCCCUGCUUUUGAGAGUCUCACAUGAAGAUAGUCACAAGGCUGUGACAGAUCCGAUGGGCUUUGAGAGUGUAAUAUUAUCUGACCUUUUGAUGUUUCACCGGAAGUGCAUAACUUCCCUGUUUCUGAAAUGAAACCAUACCCUACGUAGAGGUGAAUGUAGCUUAAGUACUGUGAGGAGUACCGAAGUGUUAUCACCUUCUGGUUGUACAAUUUUUACAUUUUUGUUUCAUACUCAUUCACGUAUCAGUAAACAACGUCGACUGAGUUCAUCUUUUUCCA